Molecule: messenger RNA, 903 nt
Organism: Vicia villosa (hairy vetch)
Lineage: Eukaryota; Viridiplantae; Streptophyta; Magnoliopsida; Fabales; Fabaceae
Product: LEAF RUST 10 DISEASE-RESISTANCE LOCUS RECEPTOR-LIKE PROTEIN KINASE-like 1.3
Exons: 2
Coding region: 1-903 (300 amino acids)
Biological process (GO): protein phosphorylation
Molecular function (GO): ATP binding; protein kinase activity
Source: RefSeq, a predicted model, not a curated record
AUGAUUCUUUUUUUUGUUUACGGCAUACUAGAAGAUGGACGUGAAGUGGCAGUGAAGCACCUAGAUAAAUACGGAUCCAGUAGAGAUCAACAAUUUGAAAAUGAAAUAACUGUCCUGGCUAAUGUACUUCAUCAACAUCUUGUCUUAUUAUAUGGAUGCACCACACUCAAAAGCCGCGAAGCUCUAGUCGUGUAUGAAUUUGUCCGCAAUGGAACUGUGGCUGAUCACCUUCAUGGCAACAAAGCCACACCUAGAAAACUUCCUUGGCCUAUGAGAAUGAGAAUUGCUGUGGAGACAGCAAGUGCAUUGAAGUAUCUUCAUGCAUGUAAGGUUAUCCAUAGAGAUAUGAAAACAAGUAAUAUUCUUCUAGAUUCUGAUUACCAUGUGAAAGUGGCUGAUUUUGGACUCGCACGCUUUAUACCAACCGAUCAUAGCCGUGUUUCUACAACUCCACAAGGGACUCUAGGUUAUCUAGAUCCUGAGUACAACAUCACUCAUGAAGUUACUUAUAAAACUGAUGUGUACUGUUUUGGAGUGAUUUUGAUUGAGUUGAUAACAUCGUUUCCUGCUUAUGAUGUCGAGAGAAAGAAUACAGGUGAUCGUAACUUGUCUGAAACUGCUAUGAAAAGAAUUACAGAUAAAACUUUUCAUAGUAUUGUGGAUCGUACUCUCGGUUUUGAUUCAGAUUCUAGGGUGUGGAAUAUGAUUAAUGGUGUUGUUGAGCUGUCAUAUCAGUGUCUCCAAAGUUCCGGAGAUAUGAGACCAACAAUGAAAGAGGUGUUCCAACGUUUGCAAUUACUUGAGAAAGAUAAUGAAAUUCAACCUGAAGUAGCUGGAAGCUCUAGCCCUAAUGAGGAAAUUAGGUUGAUCAAUAAUGAUCUAGCUUCACUUUCCCCUAGUUAA